Phanerochaete carnosa HHB-10118-sp is the source of this 303-nucleotide messenger RNA. RefSeq lists its product as uncharacterized. NCBI's taxonomy places the organism in Eukaryota, Fungi, Basidiomycota, Agaricomycetes, Polyporales, Phanerochaetaceae. The transcript has a single exon. The coding region runs from base 82 to 291 and encodes 69 amino acids. The record is from RefSeq and is a predicted model, not a curated record.
ACCAGCUCAACCAGAGGGCCGACAACGGCCAAAAAUUGCGGUCUCGAGAGCGUCCCUGGUCAGCAACUGGAAUGUCCAUGCAUGCUCCAUCAUGCAACUCGCCGCGCGGAUAUAACCUCCACUCCUCUGCUUUCCAUCCUCCAAGCCGCUGCAGGUCGCGCCUGGGUCCGGACGAGACCGGUACGUGCCUUCCACCGUGCCGUGCCCACCGUCACCUUCGCUCAAGCCGAACGCAAGGACGGUGAGAGCUCGAGGGGUCUCGUCGCGCAGUGGGCCUCUGGCUUGCGGUGAGUGCUGACACGA